This is a messenger RNA of Lachnellula hyalina, 780 nucleotides long. RefSeq lists its product as uncharacterized. The transcript has a single exon. NCBI's taxonomy places the organism in Eukaryota, Fungi, Ascomycota, Leotiomycetes, Helotiales, Lachnaceae. The record is from RefSeq and is a predicted model, not a curated record. Gene Ontology annotation, molecular function: acyltransferase activity, transferring groups other than amino-acyl groups. The coding region runs from base 1 to 780 and encodes 259 amino acids.
AUGUCACUCACAAUAAAUGGACAGGCCACCACAAAGGCAAAAGCAUCCUCCACUUCUAAGUCACCAAUCAUAAUCCGACAAGCUCGUCUGUGGGAAGGACGUCGAAUCGGUGAAAUCGCAGCCAAAACAUACUAUGACACGCCUCUCAUAAAUUUCCUUUCUCCGUACCGCGAAAAGUACCCAGCAGACUAUGUUCGUGCUUUUACCGAGCGAUCGCAGGCGCGAUUGCUCAACCCACGAUUUAUAUCAUUCGUCGCCUGCGAAGCCAGCAAUCCUUCUUAUGCCAUUGGAUACGGAUCAUUUCUCCGACUCGGUGAUGAUGAGGGAGCCAAGAAGCAUCUUGCUAGCCGAAAGAGCCUUUGGUUGUGGGCUUUGAGCUGGUUGUUUUGGGCUUAUUGCAAGAUUCUGGAGUUAACGAUUGGAGAUAAAUCGGCUGAUCCAAAAGCGACAGCUGAAUUUAGGUCGUUGAUCGCCUCGGACGACGAGAAGUAUUGGAAUAGUAUACCAGAGAGGAAAAACAGGUGGCAUGCGGGGAGUGUGGUUGUUGGUACGGAAUUCCAAGGGAGGGGUAUUGGGAAGCGGUUGAUGGCUGAGGUUCUCAGGAGGGCAGAGGGCGAGGGCGUGUGUGUUGGGCUGGAAGCAAGUGGCCCUGGAGAGCACAUGUAUAGGAGUGUGGGGUUUCAAUUGCUAGGAAGGUUCAAUGACCGCAGCCAGGUGAUUGAUAAUGGGGCAGUUGGUGGAAUUAUGAUGUGGACUCCUUCAUCAUGGGAGACAAAGUAG